This is a messenger RNA of Colletotrichum godetiae, 472 nucleotides long. RefSeq lists its product as uncharacterized. The record is from RefSeq and is a predicted model, not a curated record. The transcript has a single exon. The coding region runs from base 220 to 402 and encodes 60 amino acids. NCBI's taxonomy places the organism in Eukaryota, Fungi, Ascomycota, Sordariomycetes, Glomerellales, Glomerellaceae.
AGGAUAUUGGGAGAUGCAAACUUACUACCAUCUAAUGAAUUUGAAAACUUACCUCAACAAUCUCUUUCGUCCAACCAUUCGUUCAUCGAAAUUGAAUUCAUCUGCAACUUAUUACCUGAUUGCCUCUAAGCUGCCACCUUUCCAAGACGCAGCUAACACCAGAGUCGUGCCACUGCCGACAGCUUGAGAUCCCUGCAUCUAGAAACUCAAGGCAGGUAAAUGGCCGAUGCAGUCAUCACCACCACUGUAACCGACACCAGCCAGUUGCUGUCAGACGGAGCGUGCCAUUUGCCUUCCCGGGCACUUUCCCAUGCGGGCGGCUGCAGAUGCAGCAUUUCCAGGUUCGCUGGCUCAUCACAGCGCCCGGCCAACACCUGUAUAACAAGGGCCCAGAAUCGAUAAACCCGGCAAGACAACCCUGCGGCGGGCGACUGGUGCACUAUUACAGCGAAGGGUGGCAGCAAGAAACAGC